Peromyscus leucopus (white-footed mouse) is the source of this 1562-nucleotide messenger RNA. It is a transcript of the gene Hmox1, whose product is annotated as heme oxygenase 1. The record is from RefSeq and is a predicted model, not a curated record. Gene Ontology annotation, molecular function: heme oxygenase (decyclizing) activity; heme binding. Lineage: Eukaryota; Metazoa; Chordata; Mammalia; Rodentia; Cricetidae. Gene Ontology annotation, biological process: response to oxidative stress; heme oxidation; heme catabolic process. Bases 140 to 1009 code for a protein of 289 amino acids. The transcript has 5 exons.
CGGGCAGCUGCUCACAGUCCUGUUUCCUCCCGAGUUUCCGCAGACAGCCAUUGAGUGGAGCCUGCCGGAGCGGAGCCAUCCGAAGCACAGCCCGGAGCCGAAAGCAGACAGAAUCAGCCUGAGCCAGCCCAGCCCGGUGAUGGAGCACUCACAGCCCGACAGCAUGCCCAAGGAUCUGUCUGAGGCCUUAAAGGAGGCCACUAAGGAGGUGCACACCCGGGCAGAGAAUGCUGAGUUCAUGAGGAACUUUCAGAAGGGCCAGGUGACCAGGGAAGGCUUUAAGCUGGUGAUGGCCUCCCUGUACCACAUCUAUGUGGCCCUGGAGGAGGAGAUAGAACGCAAUAAGCAGAACCCAGUCUACGCCCCGCUCUACUUCCCUGAGGAGCUGCACCGAAGGACUGCCCUCGAGCAGGACAUGGCCUUUUGGUACGGUCCCCACUGGCAGAAGACCAUCCCCUACACACCGGCCACACAGCACUAUGUGAAGCACCUCCACGAGGUGGGGCGCACUCAUCCUGAGCUGCUGGUGGCCCACACGUACACCCGUUACCUGGGUGACCUCUCAGGGGGCCAGGUCCUGAAGAAGAUUGCGCAGAAGGCCCUGGACCUGCCCAGCUCUGGUGAAGGCCUGGCUUUUUUCACCUUCCCCAACAUCGACAGCCCUACCAAGUUCAAACAGCUCUACCGUGCUCGCAUGAAUACUCUGGAGAUGACACCUGAGGUCAAGCACAGGGUGACAGAGGAGGCUAAGACCGCAUUCCUGCUCAACAUCGAGCUGUUUGAGGAACUUCAGGUACUGCUGACACAGGACCAAAAGGACCAAAGCCCCUCACAGAUGGAGUGGCUUCGCCAGCGGCCUGGUAGCCUGGUGCAAGACCCUACCCCUGCAGAGACACCCAGAGGGAAGCCUCAGAUCAGCACUAGCUCAUCCCAGGCACCACUCCUCCGAUGGGUCCUCACUCUUAGCUUUCUGAUGGCAACAGUGGCAGUGGCAAUUUAUGCCAUGUAAAUGCAAAUAUGCUGUGAACUCUAUCCAUGAAGGGCCUUCUCUCUGUUGGGGAGAAUCUUGCCUGGCUCUCUUCUCUGGGGCCUCUAAGAAGCUUUUGGGGCUCCUAGCCAGCCCCCACCCUGUGUCCUCUUUCUCUCUGCAAUGGAGGGAGACGCUUGACACAUUUUCACCUCACCAAAAUCACAUCCAGCCAGUGGCCUGAACUUUGAAACCAGCAGCCCCAAGUCCUGCAGCAGAGCCCAAAAGCCAUGGCCUGAAGGGCAGCUGUUAUGAGCCUGGUGCCCUUGGUUGUUGGCAUCCAUGUUAACUGCCAUGACUGCUUUUCUCUGGUGUUAUGGCCACUUUGAUAUCAGUGUGUAAAGAUGUUCUGUCUUGUGUUUCUGUCUCAUUAUUUCCCCAGUUCCACCUGAAUGGUAUUUUGUUGUGUUUUUUUUUUUUUUUUUUUUCUAACAAAGUUGGGCUGUCUUGAGGGGUGGGUGGGGAAGAGGUAUUUAAUAGUUGUAACCUUGGUCUCCAACUUCGGUGUGAAAUAAUAAAUGACAUCUAACAGUCA